AUGACCCAGGCUUGGGAGCCAUUUGGGAGCUCCACCGAGUUUCUCGAGGAGUCGGCCACCGAUCGACUGGGCCCGCGGGGUGCCCAGCUCAGCAGUUCUCCACCCCCUUUCGACCCGAAACCUUUCCACCAGUGCAUUAACAGCCACUUGUCGUCCAACGACACACCUACCGGCUUCACCCUCCCUUCCGACCCGUCUUUCUCCUCCAUUCUUAACUCCACCGCCAUGGACACCAAGUGCCUUGCCCCCAACAUCCCCAAGCCCGCCCUCAUCAUCACCCCUUACUCCGAGGCCGAGGCCCAGUGGGUCGUCGCCUGCGCCUUCCAAAACCAUGUCCGCAUCCGUGUCCGCAACGGGGGCCACGACUACGAGUGCCUCUCCUACGCCUCCUUCAUGGGCCUCCCCUUCGUCGUCCUCGACCUCCAGAAUCUCCGGAAUAUCACCGUCGACGUGGUCUCGAAAACCGCGGUGGUCCAGGCGGGGGCCACCGUCGGCGAGCUCUACUACGCGGCGGCCAAUGCCAGCGGCGGGACGCUCGGCUUUCCCGCCGGCCUCUGCACCACCGUUGGAGUUGCCGGGAACUUCCUCGGCGGUGGCUAUGGGAUGAUGAUGCGGACGUACGGCCUGGCGGCCGACAACGUGGUCGACGCCCUGCUCGUCACGGCCGACGGCCGGCUCCUCGACCGCGCGUCGAUGGGCGAGGACCUCUUCUGGGCCAUCCGCGGCGGGGCGGGGGGGAGCUUCGGGGUCGUGCUCGAGUGGAAGGUACGACUCGUCAAGGUACCCAAAAAGGUCACUGUGUUCAACGUCGUCAAGACGCUCGACCAGCCAAACGGGAUUGACGUGCUGUACAAGUGGCAGAACGUGGGCCCGGUUGUCAACAAGAAGCUCUUCAUGAGGGUCCUGAUAGAGCCGUACAAUUCGACGGUGAUGACGAUCUACAGCUCGAUGUUCCUCGGGAGUAAGGCCGAAGCAGUCCGACUGAUGAAGAAUAAAUUCCCCCAACUGGGGUUGACCGACAAGGACUUCUUGGAGACGAGCUGGAUCGAGUCCGUGAUGCUAAUUGGUGGAUACAAUUCGAGCAUGACGCCCGAUUACCUGCUCAAGAGGAUUAGCGUGUGGAAGCCCAGUUUCAAAGCGAAGUCGGAUAUGGUGCAAACCGCCAUCCCGAGAGCAGGGCUGAGGAAGCUGUGCGAAGCCGUGAAGCAGCAGAGCAACGGGUCGCUGGUGGUGAUGACGCCUUACGGGGGAAAAAUAUGGGAGAUUGCGGAGGACGCGACUCCUUUUCCGCACCGCAACAACACGCUGUUCAUGGUGCAGUACGUGGGGCAGUGGGCAACGGAAGACAAGAGCCCCGAGACGCAGGCCCAGAAUGAAAAGUGGGUGAGGGGGGUGUAUGAGAUGAUGACCCCUUACGUGUCGAGUAAUCCGAGACGGGCGUACGUGAACUACAGGGAUCUCGAUCUGGGGAAGGAUGAGAAGAACUGCCCCAACUGCAGCUGCCCGAGCAUAUGGGGACACAAGUAUUUCAAGAACAACUUCAUGAGGCUCGUGGCUGCGAAAACGAAGGCCGAUCCCUUUGAUUUCUUCCUUCAUGAACAGAGCAUCCCCACUUAUUCGACGCUCAACACCUGCAUUCCCUUGGUGUCUUGA
Molecule: messenger RNA, 1653 nt
Organism: Striga hermonthica
Lineage: Eukaryota; Viridiplantae; Streptophyta; Magnoliopsida; Lamiales; Orobanchaceae
Source: the annotation of a GenBank genome assembly